This is a messenger RNA of Kuraishia capsulata CBS 1993, 354 nucleotides long. RefSeq lists its product as uncharacterized. Gene Ontology annotation, cellular component: mitochondrion. The coding region runs from base 1 to 354 and encodes 117 amino acids. Lineage: Eukaryota; Fungi; Ascomycota; Pichiomycetes; Pichiales; Pichiaceae. The record is from RefSeq and is a predicted model, not a curated record. The transcript has a single exon.
AUGAGUCUUGCGAAUGCGGUGGCGUCGUUUGUGAGGCCGAAUAAGAAGAGACUACUCGAAGUGAAGAAGUUAUCGUCGGAGAUUUUCAACACAACGUUCAAUCCAUCGGGAUUGAGGACUGGUGCCAAGAUUCUGAAAAAACCUUUGAAGGGGCCCUUAGUGAAAGAUUAUUAUGGUGAUCCUAGUUUCCCAAGUUUCUUUACCAUGAGGAAGCUGUGGCGUUUUGAAGACCUGGAAUUGACCAAUAUGGAAGAAGAACACAGACUAGGUAUGAUUGACCAGCGCAAGAAGAGAGGUAAGGGUGCGCCAAAGAAGAAGUCUGAAGCUACCGACAAGACCAAGAAGAAGAAAUGA